UAAAAACUCUUUUUUUGGAUUGCAUUAUUAAUCAAGGGGUUAAUAAAAAAAAAAUGAAUACAAAAAGAAGAUUAUUCCAAUUAUUAUUUAAUACAACAACAACAACAACAACAAUGAUACCAAGAACGAGGGUUGCACUAUUUACUAAUAAAAGCCAUAUUACACCUACGUUUAAACAUUUUUCAACUUCUUUAACAUGGCGUAGUUCCAUUCUUCAUGACAAAAAAUGUUGGCAAUGUCAAGCAAACAAUAAACCUUCUGCUUUAUUUUGUGAAAAUAAGAUAUGUAAAGUGAUUCAACCUAUACCUUCUGAACUUAAUUUUUUCCAUUUACUUCAAGCUGGUGAAGGAGAAGAAAAGUUAGUAUUUAUUUAUUUGUUUGUUUGUUUAUUUGUUUGUCUGUAUUUAUAUAUGUAUAUAAAUGUAUAAAUUAGAGAUAAGCCUAUAUUUAAUAUUGAUUUAAAAGCAAUGAAAAGAAGAUUUUUAAUGUUACAACAGAAAGCACAUCCUGAUAGUUUUUCACAUGGAAGUAAGAAAGAAUUAAAUUAUGCACAAUUACAAUCUUCUGUCAUUAAUAGAGCCUAUCACACGCUUAAGAACCCUUUAAGUCGAGCAAAAUAUAUAUUAAAACAAAAAGGAAUAGAAAUAAAUGAAGAUGACUCACUAGGCGAUCCUGAACUAUUAAUGGAGGUUAUGGAAUUUAGAGAGGAGCUUGAAGAAGUCGUGAAUGAAAAGGAUUUAAUUCCAUUAAAAGAAAGAAAUGAUGCUAAACAUCAAGAAAUACUAAAUCGAUUACAAGAUGCAUUUAAUAAGGAAAACUAUAAUUUGGCUAAAAAUUUAUCUAUUGAAUUACAAUAUUGGACAAGUAUUCAAAAUGCAAUACUUGAAUGGCAUCCAUAAAAAAAAAACUUUUAUCAGUGCGUCUUUGUUACAUAUUCAUUAUUAUGAAUUAAUAAUAUUUAACUUUUAAAGUAAUAAUAAUAAUCUAGACCUUUUUAUAUGUGCA
Cokeromyces recurvatus is the source of this 1005-nucleotide messenger RNA. RefSeq lists its product as uncharacterized. Gene Ontology annotation, cellular component: mitochondrion. Gene Ontology annotation, molecular function: protein-folding chaperone binding; ATPase activator activity. The record is from RefSeq and is a predicted model, not a curated record. The coding region runs from base 468 to 899 and encodes 143 amino acids. The transcript has 3 exons. Lineage: Eukaryota; Fungi; Mucoromycota; Mucoromycetes; Mucorales; Mucoraceae. Gene Ontology annotation, biological process: [2Fe-2S] cluster assembly; protein complex oligomerization.